This is a messenger RNA of Stylonychia lemnae, 5448 nucleotides long. Lineage: Eukaryota; Ciliophora; Spirotrichea; Sporadotrichida; Oxytrichidae. The record is from the annotation of a GenBank genome assembly.
AUGAUUUUCCAUGAAUUACCAGACGAUUCAAGGUUUUCAAAUGAUUCUUUCAUGGAUCUUAAUGUUACUAAUAUUACCUAAACUAAUCUCAAUAGAGCAAGCAAUCUUGAAAAUAUGUUACUCAGACUGCCGUAAGUCUCAAAUAGAUAAAUAGACGACAAUAACCUGCUCAAACCAUUCCAUCAUAAUAAGUCUAUCAAAUCUGUAAGCUUUUAGAACUCUGAGGUCCUAGUUCAUAAUCACACUCCAAAGAAGAAGUCUACAGAUGCUGCAUUUUUACAAGUACCGAGGAAUUUUGGCAAUACUGGAGUAUUGACAGAAAAAGCCCCCGUAGAUCCUAAAAGAAUUUCAAUAAUGAGGAGAAGCUUUAAUACUCUAUAGUCGAUCACUAAAUACGUUAAAGGGAGUUCCUAGCAAUCCCCUUCAAGUAGUGAGUAAAAUAGUCUAAAUUUUAAUGAUGGCAAUUCUAAUACUAAUGGGAAUAAAAACAAAAAGAAACUGAAGUUUCAAGGUUCAUCCGAGCCAGAUCAAACUUUAAAUGAAAGCGAAGAAUUAGAUAAUUUGAAAAUGUAACUUCCUGAGAGCGUUGUAAAUCUUUUGAUGCAGCCAAGAAGAAAUAUAGAUUUAAAGGAUGAUCAUAACUUUGAAGACUAGAAAUGGACAGGAAUGAUUAAUAACAAUGAAAAUCAUGAUGCCUCCUAUGAUGAUAAUAUACUCUAAUAAGCUCUUGCAAUUUAAGAUAAUGACUUAUAAAACUUUGAAGAAAAAAAGAUAGAUGUAAAAACAAAAGAGAAAAUGCCAUUUCUAAUUUUCUCUUAUAAAUCCAAAAGCAGAAUGUACUGGGAUCUUUUAAUCAUUCUACUAGCUUUAUAUAAUUGCAUUAUGAUUCCUAUAGAAGUAUCAUAUAGUGGAAAUUUUUUCAGCAGUGAAGAAAAUCUAAGAAUAGGCUACUUUGAAUAUGCAAUAGAUGGUCUAUUUGCUCUUGACAUCUUUUUUAGUUUUAGAACAACAUACCUUGAUGUAAGUUCAGGCAAGGAAAUAACAGAUCAAAAGAUAAUUGCAAAAAAGUAUUUCAAAUCUGGAGGGCUUGCCUUUGACUUAAUGUCAACUAUUCCAAUAGAUGAGGUUAUUGCACAGAUGAUUCCACAAGAUACUGCUAAGCAUUUAGGGCUUCUAGGACUUAUAAAAAUGACAAGAAUGCUAAGAUUAAGAAAAAUCAUCAACUUUAUGAACGUUUAGCAAAGCUUAAAAAAUAGUAUUAGAAUGUUUUAACUUAUCCUACUCUUAUUGCUGGCUGUUCAUUGGGUUGCUUGCAUAUGGUAUUUGCUUGUAAUCUAAGGUGUUGAAGAUAACGAGGUCUGGAAGCCAGUAUUUGAUGAUGAUAUAGAUUCCUCUGACUUUUACAAAACGAGUACUCUCUACUAGUAUCUUGUUACUUUUUACUAUUCUGUUUUAAUCCUUAUUGGUAGAGCAAAUGAAAUGGGCCCGGUAACUUUAUCAUAAACAACUUACUGCGCUUUUAUUCUAAUUCUUGGUUCUUUUGUUUCAACUUUUAUCUUUGGUAACAUUGCUGCUACAAUGGAGAGUGCGACAAAAAAAGAUUCAAAACUUUCAUAAAGACUUAGUUUAAUUUAAUCAAAUAUGGUCCUAAUUAAACUGCCUGUACCAUUAUAAGAUGAAAUUAUUAAAUAUGUGAUGUAAGUAGAGCAAGCUCCAGAAGUAUAGUACGAUUUGAAUAUGUUUUUAGAAACUUUGUCACCAAGUCUAAAAAGUAAAGUACUUCACUAUCUGCACAAUAGAAUCAUCAGAAAUCUGAGUGAAUUUAAAGAUGCUCAUGAAGUUGAGAUCAACUAUAUUGCCAAUCAUUUUAAAACUCUUUUAGUUCUGCCAACCAAUAAAAUAAUUUAGCAGGGAACCUAUGGAUAGGAGAUGUACUUUAUAAUAAAUGGCAAGGUUAGUAUAAUUCUAACAAUGGAUAUUAGCAAGAGUGCCAAAUAAUCAUAAAAUGAUUAGCAAGAGUAGCAGAAUUAUAGCCCUCUAAUCAUAAAGAAGAGAAAGCUAGUUAAGCGUAACAAAUUCUUUAAUUCAUAAGGUUCUAGUCUACAACAGAAAUUAUCAUCUGAUGGGAGUUAAUACAUAAAUUAAUAAAUGCAAACCUCAUAGGAUCAAGUUUCUCCUCAACCUCCUUUAAGUGCCUCAAUAUAUUUUGAUCGCUAAAGUGAAAAGAGUCUUUAAGAGCAAUCAGCAUCACCGAUAUAUAAUAAUAAGCAGGAUAUUGAUGAUUUAAAAGGUGGACUAGUUGAGAAAGAAGAUUUUACUCUUACUACAUUAGAAUUUGGAGGAUACUUCGGUGAAAUAGCACUCUUAUCUAAACUUAAGAGAACUACUACAGUUCAAGCUAUUGAUUACAGUACUUUAUCAUCACUUUCUAGAGAGACUAUGGAUAUUAUAAAAGUAGAAUAUCCAUAGAUCUAUAUGAACUUUAAGCGAAAAUUAGAUAACUACACUGAUGAUGAAAUGCAAAUGAGAAGAAGGUUUAUAGCUAACAUACCAUUUUUCAAUAAAAUUAGUGAUGAACUCAUUACAGAGUUAAUCUAUCUUCUUAGAGAAACUGCUUAUGACGGUGGCAAUGUUGUUGUAAAGCAUGGGGAUUUGAGUGAUAGAAUUCAUAUUGUUUGGAAAGGUUUCUUAAGAGUGGAAAUUUACUAUAAUGGAAAGGAUCAUUUCUUUGAAAAAUUGAACCGUGGAAGUUGCUUCUGUGUAUUCUCCGCAUUUUCAGAUGAUUAUACUUAAGUUUUUGAUUUCAAAGUAUUGUCAGAACAAGCUACCAUUUUAACAUUGAAAGCCAAAGAUAUGAUUAAGCUAGCAAAACGGAAUCUAGAGCUUGCUGAUAUAAUAAAAACUCUAGAAAUUUCAAUUAAAUAGCAUUAGAAGAGUGACUUUGAUUUCUUUAGAUUCCUAAAUGUCCAUCCCGUAUUCAAACCAGAGGAAUAUAGAAGGCAACUAAGAUUAAAGUUUCAAAGAGUGCUAAGAUAGAUAGCUUAGAGACUUUUGAAUAAGGAAAUUAAGAUGACUGAACCCCUACUAGUGGUAUAAUAAAUCUGCAAGGAAAGAAAAUUGAGGGAACAGAGAUUGAGAAUGAUGAUGCUCAAGAAAGAUGAGUAGCUUCAAUUUAAUACUAUGUCUAAUAGAGAAAGGAGACCAUCAACUUUGCAGUAAUAAAAUAACUUGCUCAUCUCACAAUCAAGCAGAGAACUACUAUCAUCAAGAAAUGGAACCACAAGUGUUGAUUCUUCUGUUUUACUUUCUUCAAGAUUAAUGAAGCAUGUUAAAAAUAUUAAUGAAAUUGAGGAAGAGUAGGAAAGAAUUACCAAAACAACACUUAAAGAAGAAGAAUUUGAGUAUGAAGAUAUUGCUAAGAAGAAUAGAAAGUAGAUGAUUUCUCAAAUUCUGAAUCCAUAUGAUGUCCCUGGAGUUGAAUUAAAAAUAUUUGAUAGGAUUGACGGACUACCUAAGGACCAAAAUAUGUAUACAAAAGAGCAGAUCGAGGUAUAUGAAAAUCUUUAAGCAAGAAUUGAGAAAUAAAAAUAAACAAGAGAAAAUGUACAGUUUCUGAAUAAACUCAUAUUCUAACAGAACUCUUAAAUAUCCUAACUCAAGCAUAUAUUUAAUAAAUAGACAAAAGAGCUCGAAUAAAGAAUAUUUUCAUUAGCAUAGUAAUCUAGGAUUAGACAAAAAUAAAAACUAGACUUAAGAUAAAUUGAGGAGCAGGAGAAAUUAGUAAAUAUGGAUGAAUUCGUAAGAUGCUAGUAGAAAUAAGAUAUAUUCAAGCAAAAAUGCUGGUAAUCUUUUGGAUAGUAACAGAAUGUUGACAUUAAUAGAAUUGAUGAGCAAAUAAAUAGUUUUAUUACUGUAAACCCUGAUGGAACAUUCCUCACCAAAACUAUAGAGUUCAGUUCAGCUUUCUAGCCUCUAUAGAUAGAUGGUUCUAAAGAAGAUAUUCUAACUAAGACAGAUGUCUCACACAACAAGCUACCAAUUUCUGAGAUUCCAUCAUAUCAAAACAUUUAGUUUGACUAAUCUACAAAUACCCUGGAAACUGAAGAAUCAUAAGAAGAGCAAUUAUAAUUACCCAUAGAGUAAUAAAGAUUUAAGGAAAAAGAUAAGUCUGUCAGGAAUAAAAGUAGGCCUAAAUCUUAGUUCUUGAGGAGGGUCAAGCCAUAAAUGCUAGGUAAGAAGCUACAAAAUGAGAUUAAUGUAUUUGGUGAUUAAUCUCCAAAAGCUCAGUAGAAAAUUACAACGAUAUAAAGGAGACUUUCAAAGUUAGAUGAGCUUAAACCAUAAAUUAAUGAAUUGAGAUAAUAAAGGACCUUAGAAGAAGAAAAGAAGCAGAUAUUUAAGAAUGAGGAGGAACCUGCCAUAAAAUUCUAUGAGGAUUUUGAUUCUACAAUAAAAAGAGCUGAGUCAAUAGCUGUGAAUAGUCAAAUAAGUAUAAUGACACCUAAUACUUAAAAGAAAAUCAAGAGAAGCUAGAAGAAAUAACUCAAAUAAAGAAAAUUUACUGAAAGGUAGAUCAAUUUAGAUGAUAAGAUCACUGAGAUAACAUCCCAAAGUCAUUAAGCAAAUAUAAGACCCUAUAGCAGAGAGUAAAGCUAGAAUUUAUCUGAGAAUCCUAUCAACUAAUAGUAAUUCGGGAAUCAGAGUCAUGAGGUUAAUUUUUCAUCAUUGCCUUAGAUAUAGGACUAUUAGGACAAUGAUGAUAUGAUUGGAGCUGGAUUGAAUAUGCAAUCAAGAUUUAUAAAAAAGAGAGCGAAAUCAAAGUAUGGGAAGGGAAAAGAUGGUACAUUAACUAAUAUAGAUCAAUCAAAGAUUUAAAUAUUGCAGAUCCCUGAAAGAUCAUAGACUAGAGAUUAAUCAAGAAUGAGACCUAGGAGUUAAAUAAGAAAAGGAUCAUCAUAAAUGAAAAACUCAGAGAUUGAUAGCAACAGCACGUUUAACUCUCAUCUAUAAUCUAAUCUAACUAUGCUUGCACCAGGUCUUUCUUUUGGAAUUAAUAACAAAAACAAAAACUUAGUCGUAGAAAGCAGUAAGAAUAAUAUAUCAAUCAGUACUAAAGAUAACUAGCCAUCUUUGAAUUUCGGCUUCUAUAAAAGAUAGAGUUAAGAUAAUUAAUCAAGUAUUGAGUAGGAUCAACUUCAAUCUUUGAAUAAAUAAAAGAAAGCCAAAUCUAAAAAUAAAAAGAAUAAAUUGAAAAAUCUCAAAAUUCUCAGAAAAAAUGAAGAAAUUGAGGAAAAUGUUUACAAUGAUGAAUCUUUAUAAGAAAAUAAAAGUAGAAGCUAGUCUUAGAACGUUAAGAAAAUUAAAAAAUUUAAACUUGACUAGAAUGAUAAGAAUCAAUGGGAGUUCUAUAAAAAUGUUCCUAUCAGCAAAUAAGAUAAAUAAUAAUGA